Messenger RNA from Anisakis simplex (herring worm), 1818 nucleotides. The record is from the annotation of a GenBank genome assembly. NCBI's taxonomy places the organism in Eukaryota, Metazoa, Nematoda, Chromadorea, Rhabditida, Anisakidae.
AUGAUGAAGUCGAAAGAGAAGAGGUUUCUGAAGGAAACGUUCCUUGCGGGGGUACGGCGAUCACUGAAAAAAAGUUCAUUCAACAAACCGAUAAAUGAGUUGCUGAUGGCAAAGCCGGCUUGUGUUGAUUUGAAGGAGGCGAAUGAAGAUGUUAAAGCUGGAGUGGUACGUGGUCAGGUGAAGGACAGCAAUAGCGACGAGAUAGUCGAGCGUAGGAUGAAGAAUGAAACCAGUGAAAAUGCGAUCGAAUCUCGGGAUUCUUCAAUUAACGAUGAAAAUAUGGAACCAGAAGGUGAUCUUCAACGGCAAUCGUCUGCAAAACGUGAAGGUCAAGCACGACCAGAUAACAGUGGUGGUCACAGAGCCGAAUCGGGAACGAGGAAACGGAUUCGUUCACGGACGUCAUUUGUGUGGAAAAUGGUUGAGGAGACCGAAGAGGGUUUCAGUUGUUCAUUGUGCGGUAAAAACAUCAAGUCAGCAUGUGCAACGAACAUAACCGCACAUAUGGUUCGAAAACAUCACAAGCAACUUCUGUAUGAAAGGCAACUGGACGAUAAGAUAAGAGCUGAUGCAAAAGCUUCGAAUCCAAGACGGACGAUGUCCGUGACGCCUCGUGUACGUACUGGGCAAUACCGUUCAACAGCUCUUACGGAGAUUAAACUAGAUUUUACUAAAAUCCAGCCAUCCUCCACUCUGAACUACGAUCAAAAGCCGCUCGUCAACCAAUCUGAACCAACAAAACUCUUGAAGAUGGCUAUCAUUACGUCGAAUAUGCCAAUAACAGUUAUCGAUAAUGACUUGUUCAAGAGGUAUUCAUCACUGAUCCCGCAUUUCACUCCUAUCACAUCGAACGCUGUGUUCAGUCUGAUUGGUAGUGAAUUCGUGAGUAUGUUUCUUCGAAUCAAACAAAUCUUGUGCAAAGUUGAUGCGGUUUCAAUCUCACUCACAAUCUCCAUGCCAACCGAUCCGUUCAGUCGUGCAUUCGUAUUCAUCGUCGUCAACUUCUUCCAUCCAGACACAUUCCAGUUCACUCGUUAUUUGUUGGAUAUUGUUGAGUUGAUGAAAAAUUAUACGAGCGAUUCGGUUAAAGAGAGUGUCGAGCAAGUGCUGUGCACAUACGGAAUUAAGCAUAAAGUUUUUCGCAUCGUCGGUGAUAUCGGACGUACAAUACAAGCCAGUCUUGUUGAGCCAUUCAUCUAUUCGUUGCAAGGCAACGGUAAACCGCUUACAAGCGAUGAAUUCGAUAAGUUGUCGACUGAAGAAGCCGUGCAGUUGGUGAUCGAAGAGAAAUGCGAUGCGUUGAAACAGAGUAGUAUUGAUGGGGGUAACCUACCCGAAGUGAGUGAUCUGGAGCAGGCAGCACUGAUCAAAUGUUGUGAAUCAUUUGAAGAUUACACCCUGUUACCUAUUUCGACGUUGAUGGCCGUACUACACGAAUGCUUCGAAACGAAUGUCUUGAUGCAAAAACUGAGGGAGUGUGUUUAUGAUCUGUUGAAGAUGUUCUCAAAAUCGGCAAUUCUUAUGAAAGCGCUUAUCAUGGAAACUGGUGGUAAGAAGUUGUUACUACCUGCCGAUACGGACUGGAUCACAGUCUACAUCACAUACAGAUCGUUUAUUGAGAUAUCGCCCGUUGUCGAUAUCGUAUGUGUUCGUAACAAUAUCACACCGUUGGCUUCUGCACUGACUGAACGUAUCUGUGAGGUUGUUAAACUAUUGCAUAAAUUCUAUGAGAUGACAAUGAUGCUACAGCAAACUGAACGACCAACCAUUUCACACGUACUUCCGGCCGUUCUCGAACUCAGUGAACAUCUCAUUUAG